GCAAAAGUAUGACGUAAUAAGUAUAAAUGGCGUUGUCUCUAUGGCUGCAGACGACGCGAAGGUAAUCUUGUCACUAACACGAGCUAGAACAGCGCUUUGUCCCCUUUAACUGCAGCUUAAUGGUCGAUUGUGACAGCGCCGAUGGCUACUGGGACAACUGUUAUGUAGUCUGAAGCAAGAGUGUGUGAAACUCGUCGCACACAACUAACGGUGUGCUCUGAAACGCUACGUUACUGCAGUUAGCUCGCUGCUAAUGCUGCACUUAUCGUUACGGCCGUGUUGCUAAGAGAAGGUAGCUCGAUGUAUCACAAAGAGAAGAGCAUCCAGAUCAAAAACAGCGCCUCGGCGCUGUACAACAACCUGUGCGCGCUGCGCAUCGCCCCUCGGCGCCUCACCUACUUCACGGUGGUCCACGCUAACGUGGUCAACAUGGUGAGCGCCUCCUGGGACGGCCUCAACUAUUCCCACCGCCAGCUGCAGUCCAAGGAGCCCAAUGUCGCCACGAGCACGUCUCUCAUCAUGCAGGCUGCCUUUUGUUCUCUGCCCUCUCGUGAUCUGCUGGUGGUGACCUCUCAGAAAGGCAUCCAGGUGUAUGAAUCUGAUGGCUCCAUCAUGGUGUACUGGCAUGCCCUCGACAUUCCAGAAACACAGACGGCUCAAGCCAUGUUUGCGCGAGGAAUAUCGGCAGUGCGUGAUAGUUAUAUAUGUGUUGGCAUUUCAACUGGUGCAAUUCUAGUAUUUGAUGUUCCCAGUAAAGGCAGUAAUAUUACCUUGUCAGAUGUCCUGGAGGGGCACAAGGAGUCCAUCACUGACAUGGCCUCAGAAUGCUGUGGUGGCGAGGUGUGCAUAGCUGAUCUGGUCAGUGCAGACGAUGGGGGCAACCUUUGUGUGUGGAAGUCUGGGGAGGAAUUUAAGUUACUCAACCAUAUCCCUGGCUUUGAUAUUAGCUGCUCAUCUGUGAAGUUGUGGAAAGGUACAGUGGUGGCCGGUUACGGCACAGGCCAGAUCCGUCUCUAUGAGGCAGUGACGGGAAUCCUGCAUGCUGAGGUCAACGCCCACGCUCGCUGGAUAUACUCACUGGACAUUGCUCCCUAUUCUGGGCUCCUGCUGUCUGCUGCUGAGGACUCUCUGGUCAGGGUGUGGCACCUGACAAUGACCCCAGAGAGCCAAAGCGUGGAGAUUGCCCAUUUGCACAAUGAGUGUGUGACGGACACGCAAAUCUGUGGUGCCAAGUUCUGUGACGCAGAUGGUUAUGCCUUUGCAGUGACAGGCUAUGACCUCAGUGAGAUUAUCCGUUACACACAGUCAUAGCACUAUGUAUAUGAAUAUUAAUUCGAUGUAUUGGAGUGUUUCUGAAAAGACAUCAUGAUCCAGAGUCAAAAGGGCCCAUGAAAGGCUCAUGUUGAGAUUCUGCAAAGAAAGAGGUAUUCUUUGGGGAGAAGCAUUGUUUCCACAGCUUUUCUUUCUCCGUAUCUACAAGGUUUGAAGGAGAUGGCAUAAACAACAUUAUUCGAAAGUAAAAAGUAUAUGAACAAAUGUUUAUGUGUAUGAAAAUGCAACUUUAACAAGUUAUAAAUUAUUAUAUUAUUCCUUCUGACAUAAUUAUUGUUACAAGUAGCUGUACUAGUAAAGUUUGUCAACAAAGCAGCUGUGUCUUGGUCGUAAAUCUGCACUUCCCAAAUGCACCAACAGAUGGGGCUAUGGGUCAAUUAUCUUUGAGCAGGGCAUUGACAGUAUAGUAUAGUAUAACAGAUUUCACUAAAUGACAGAGGUGUUGCCUAAAAGGUUAAAGGCUAUAGACUGAUUAUUCGAGAAACUCCACAUUUUGGUUGGAUACUGUGUGCAGAACACAAGACACAGACCACUCAUGUCAAAAUCGCAGCGAGAGUUCAUAAACAUUGUGUUUCUCAGAUAAGAUACACUUUUAGAGUAAGUAAAAGCAAUAUAUGAUAAGAGGUAUAUCAUUAA
Messenger RNA from Cyclopterus lumpus (lumpfish), 1968 nucleotides. It is a transcript of the gene wdr54, whose product is annotated as WD repeat domain 54. Bases 301 to 1311 code for a protein of 336 amino acids. Gene Ontology annotation, biological process: sperm axoneme assembly; cilium assembly; cilium-dependent cell motility. The transcript has 10 exons. The record is from RefSeq and is a predicted model, not a curated record. Lineage: Eukaryota; Metazoa; Chordata; Actinopteri; Perciformes; Cyclopteridae. Gene Ontology annotation, molecular function: protein binding.